AUGUCUUCCGAAUCGUCUGAGAUACCUUCAAUUAAGGCGAAAAUUCAUUUGUUUAUUCGAUUUCCAUUGUUUAACAUUGUAGUUGUUGCUGAAAAAGUGAACUUACCGAAAGAUGUAUCAAAAUCGACAGUUGAUCUUAAUGAUUCCAAUUCCUCUGACAUACCUUCAGCUGAGAAAUUUGGAGAUUUUGAUGGAAAAGUCAAUCCACAUUCAGAUGUAUUAAAAUCGAAAUGUCACUCUGACUCUGAUAGUGUUGAAAUAAUCAACUUUAGUGUUCACUUCAGUCCCUACAAAUCCCAGUUGGAGAGGGUAAUUUCGGAAGAGGUAUCUUUAAUUGCCAAAGAAGAGGAGAAGUUGUCAAAAAAAGAAAAAAGGAAGUUGGCUUUGUUAUGUUGGAAGUGGGAAGAAGUUGUAGAUCUAUAUGAAGAUGAAGAAUUGGGUGUAGAUCUACCAUUCAUACCAGUGAAAAAGAAAGUGAAAGUUUCCAUUCAAUCAAGAAAUCGAGUCAUGAAACUUUAUGAUGAAUCAGAUGUUGAUGAGUGA
Molecule: messenger RNA, 543 nt
Organism: Lactuca virosa
Lineage: Eukaryota; Viridiplantae; Streptophyta; Magnoliopsida; Asterales; Asteraceae
Source: the annotation of a GenBank genome assembly